This is a messenger RNA of Orbicella faveolata, 3062 nucleotides long. RefSeq names its product homeobox protein Hox-B4-like. Lineage: Eukaryota; Metazoa; Cnidaria; Anthozoa; Scleractinia; Merulinidae. Gene Ontology annotation, biological process: embryonic skeletal system morphogenesis; regulation of transcription by RNA polymerase II; anterior/posterior pattern specification. Gene Ontology annotation, molecular function: DNA-binding transcription factor activity, RNA polymerase II-specific; RNA polymerase II cis-regulatory region sequence-specific DNA binding. Gene Ontology annotation, cellular component: nucleus. The record is from RefSeq and is a predicted model, not a curated record.
UUCCAGACAUCGAUAUUUUUCUCGGUAUCGGGUCCCUUAAAACAAACAAAAUUCACACAUUCUGUUGAUAAACUUCUCGUUGCCUUGACUCAAGUCACGAGUCUAUAUUUCCUUAACAACAGCAGUACGACUCUCAAAUCGUCAAAACAAAAAUUGAAAUUUCCGACUGUAGCGAACAAAGUACAGCCGCCGGGUUUAGCGUAAGUAAAAUAGUGGACGAACGAGGAGAUUUAGAAGACUAUCCCCCGCCUUUUUUUAAUGUCUUGGCUCAGGUCUGACUUCGUCGUUUAGAAAUGCUCCAUGAUUUCAAAUGACCCAGUGUAGGUUUAGUUCAGUAUUCGUAAAAAUGAAACACAAUCUACGCUCAGCAUGUUGCAGCUCAAGUGCUACAAUAUAAAUGACGUGACGACAAGCAGAAGAGAAAAUUGAAGAGGAGGGAAAUUAUAAUGCAACCAUCAUAACGAGGGAACUGAAAACUUGAUCCUAAUUGAAUAUCAUUUGGGGUACUUGAUUUUGCUAUCAACACAGAAAUGAUUCUGACCGAGACUUGCUGCGUAUACCUAAAACUAAAAUAAAAAAUCAAACUCAAACGAUUACGGAAAAAAUCCAGAAAAAAUUGUUACGUUCUUCUCUUCCCUAAGAUUCUUUCUUCGAAUAUACCGCAGUUCCCCCCUAGCAGUAGCGCUUAACGUUUUCCAUUCAUAAUUUUCAGUAUGUGAUUCAAGCCAUUGUUUGUAGACUUAUUCAUUGACUCAGCUGCAAAGCCGGAAAAAUUUUGAUUGACAACGUCACGUGAUCAACGGUGGCAACCGCCAGUUCGUCGUGAUUGGAACUUUUUCUGUGGCUUGAUUUUCUGGUCUUAAAAUUUUUUCAGGUUGGAAAAUUUUGAUAAUUUAAUGAUCUGUGUAGGUCAAAUACAACCGAGCGCACCGUUUGAGACCAGGACUGCCUACAUUCCGGCGGGAAAGCUGACCGUUACCAAGGCUUUAGUCACAAGACUCUAUCAGCUAUGCAAGCCACCCUCGAUGCACGUGCUCCGAGGACCAAAUAUGGAACACAGAGCACACAUGACCAAUAGGCAAUUCUCUGCUACCCGUGAUAUGUGACUGCUAGUGAACUUUGGCGGGAAAGUUCAGAGUGCGGGAUAUCAUAAACAGCCAGUCCUGAACAACCGGUGUGUACACCAUGCUGAAGGAUAUAUAUAACGCUAAAAAAAUACGGUGAUUUAUUUCUCACCUUGGCGAAUCGAAGACAGUAAUUUCUCUUCAAAGAUGGAUUUUUGCGUCAGAAUUUUGAACGAUUGUGACUCUAUAAAUCUAGCGAAACGUCUUCUAUACGAAGUCUAUAUCCGAGAGAUGGGAUGGGAGUUUCGUGAAGACGGGCCGACCGGCUUUCGUGUGGAAAAAGAUAAGCAAAGCAAACCGAUUCUCUGCGACGCUUUUGACGAGUCAUCCAUUUGGUUUGGUGCCUACAAAGAAGGGGAACUAAUCGGCGUAACACGCGCUGUUCAACGAAAUAAUUCUCUCGGGAAGCUCGACAUUGAGUUGUACCCGGCCAGCCAGCUACCAUCCAUGAGAAGAGUUCUCCAGCAACAAGAAGAUCAUCAACUGAUUGAAGUACAACGAGGAGCCGUAGCGAAGGAGUACAGGGACACAAAGCCGAGCAUUAUCCAAUUACUUCUUCUGUUUGUCUUCAGUUACGCGCUUGACAAAGAACUGAGUGUAAUUUGCCCCACGGUAUUCCCCAUGUUAGAGACAUUAUUCAGCCGAGCUGGAAUGAAGCUUGUAGAGAAAAAUUUCACGUACGGUGAAGGUUGCGAUGAAUGGCCUACCUUCAUCUUCUACUGUUCUUCAUCCGCCUUGGCGCAAGUUGUUGGAAAGCUCAAGAGGGCAGCGGGAAAAAGAAAAGCAAGUUUUCUACAAGAAAGGGGCCUUCAAUCUAAACGAAGCAAGUUUCUUGUGGUGUAACUGACCCCAGUUUUUGGAACUGGCCAUCAUUAUGUUCGGGUUACGUCUAAAAAUUUUCGAGUGGUUUCAAAUCAAAUUGUGACUUAAAAAUUGUCGGUAAGAGGAUAUGUCUAUUAUUAUUUAUUGUUUUAUUUAUUUGCGCAAAAAUUCUCAUUGUAUAUAGCUACAAUUGAUUUGAGCAGGAAGUAUCUGGGCUCUCGUACGAGAUUCCCUUUGCAAACUGAUAGAACAACUCAGGCGGUGUAUGAAUUUCAAAUAAUGUUCAAUGGUUUACAAAAUUCAAAGGUGUACUUUUGUCGUUAAGAUGUGUGUCAAAUAUCGAAUGUUCUUUUUGGUUUAUGCUGAUAGUUUCUGUUCAGAUACAUGUAUAACGGAAUAUUAAAAUUAAGGAAAUAAAUUGUUAUUUUGAACCAUCUUUGGUCUUUCACUCUUCUUUAACUGUCUUAAUUACUGGCGAAUUGCAGUCAGUUUGUUUUUUUAGUACAUAACAAGCCAUUACAAGCCGUCUGAGCCUAACGAAGCCAAGAGAGCUUUAGAGAGACAUGUAAGAGUCCCAGGCGCUCGUAGUACCAUUUUGGGGGUUAAAAAUUGUGUUUUGGCGCGGCUAAGUGACGGUAGAAGAGUCGAGAAAAAAAAUUCGUCGCUUAUUCCAACUGAGAAAAUGAAAGAUCGGAACAGCACACGAAGUAAAGAAAAAGAUGUCCUUUUUGUGCGAAUUUCUUUAUUUCCAAUGUUACUUUUUGUCUUAAAAUGUAAUAAUGUCCUGAGUUGUAAUACUGUCGCAGUUUGUAACAUCAGUUGUCGGGAUUUGUACUGAACACAACUAUCGCACAUUGUAAUUAAUGACACCUUGUUGCAUGCAAUUUUUGACGACCCAGCUGUCGGGCAUUGACUUUCACAUCGUCGUGUUUUGCAUAUUUUGAACAUUGUUGUCAUCAUCGCUUUCCCUUUGUUCAGUCAGUUCUCAUUUUAUUCGUAAAAAUGGUGUAAAAUCCAGAAGGGGAAUAAAAUAUCAUCAAAUAUAAUUAAUAAACUGGCAAAAUUUAACAGCAGAAUUAUCAAAACACUAUUAUUGAUAUUGCGCAUGCAUAACUU